Rhizophagus irregularis DAOM 181602=DAOM 197198 is the source of this 1396-nucleotide messenger RNA. NCBI's taxonomy places the organism in Eukaryota, Fungi, Glomeromycota, Glomeromycetes, Glomerales, Glomeraceae. The record is from RefSeq and is a predicted model, not a curated record.
AUAACUUGUGUACGUAAGAAUUAAGUAAUUCAUUAUUUUUAAGAAUUUGAAAAAUUAUAAAUACAGUAUAUCGAAUUUUCCAAUACAGAUACUCGUAACAAAGAUGGAACUAAUAAAUGUAAAUCAAGAAAAUUCUUUUAAUCCAACACCAAAAUUAAAAUCUAGUCCCAUACCAAUUUUUUUUGUUUCUUUUAAUGGGGAUGAUAAUAUUUGUAUUCAUUGUGGAGAAAAAUACACAAUGACGUUAAUUUAUGAACAAAAAUAUUGUAAAAAAUGUUUAUCGAAUUAUUUAACUAAUAUGGAUAAUGAUUCUAGUAAACAUAAGACCGAUACUAGAAGUGGAACCGUUAUAAUUGAUAAUAUCAAUAUGUACUUGGACGUAUAUUUAUUAAAAAAAGACUUGGAAUGUAGUAAAUAUGAAAUAAGUGAAACAAAAGUAUCGCAGAAUAUUCAAGAAUGCUGUAGAAAUUGUUUGAUAAUAUUAUUUUUUAAACAAAUAAUUGGUCGUUAUCAUAAUUUUUAUUAUAAUUAUCAGGAUUUGAGUACUAAAUACAAAAACGUGAUUGAAAGUGAAAGAUAUUGUAAACUAUGUGGAAAAUUGUUAUAUCAAGGAACAGAUCAUUAUAUAAUGAGAGAAUUUAAAUUAUGUUCAAAUUGUUAUCUAAUUUCUUCUGGAUGUAUAGAAUCAACCUUAACUAAAAAAGUUAUUUCAAUUGUUUAUUUGCCGUGGUGGGAAAAUACAUCUGAUUGUUAUUGUUAUGAAAAAUUAGUAUUUACAUCAAACUGUCAAAAAUAUUGUGAGAAUUGUUUUAUAUUUUUAAUUGGAUGUAGAUAUUGUUUAACAACAAAUAUUAUUUUUGGAAUUACAAAUCAAUCACAAUGUAAAAAAUGUAAAAGAGUAUCAAUUAUUAUACUAGAAAACAAAAAGAUUAUUAGUAUUAACAGCGGGAAUAAUGUUUUAGAUGAUUUUCUUAUUAGUAUAAGACAUGAUCAAUUAAAAAUAGCUAAAUUCGCCAACGAUUUAAAAAAUAUUGAUAAAUAUUUCGUUCCAUCCAAAAUUUGUGAUUAUUCUUUAUGCGGUAAAGUUUUUUCAGAAAAAUUAAUGAAAUAUAUACCAUACCAUAUUCUCAAUUUACAAAUGUAAAAAAAAUAACAGAAGGAGGAUUUGGUAUUGUAUAUCUAGCAACUUUGAUAGAUGGUUCCAAAUAUUUAACGAAUUAUGAUGAAUAUGAUACGAAAAAUAGAGAUAAGCUUGUCAUUUUAAAAAGAUUUAAAAACUUUCAAUAUGCUAAAAAUUAUUUUAUGAGUGAGUUGAAAACAAAUCAUCAUUGUUAUAAAUCUAUAUAUAAUGUUAUUAAAACAUUUGGUUUUACAAAAGAUCCAAAAUUGAAUGAUU